Molecule: messenger RNA, 1758 nt
Organism: Annulohypoxylon truncatum
Lineage: Eukaryota; Fungi; Ascomycota; Sordariomycetes; Xylariales; Hypoxylaceae
Product: glycoside hydrolase family 5 protein
Exons: 5
Coding region: 471-1592 (373 amino acids)
Molecular function (GO): hydrolase activity, hydrolyzing O-glycosyl compounds
Source: RefSeq, a predicted model, not a curated record
UCCAUACCAGUCAUCGAAAAAGUUUCCGUAUCACAUUAAGAAUUGCUGAACCUGAAAGAUCAAAGUGUUCCACUGAAUAGUCCAACGAGAUGCCUUUCGAUGUCCCGAUUCAGCUUGAUGAGACCCGUCACAGCCCGCUACGUCUAUGAUCCCCCCUAUUCGACCUAGGUCGGUAGUAUAUCAAGACGAUACAGAGAACAUCGAAAGAAAUUGUGGUUCACACGUCAGCCUAAUGAACUAGUUUUGCGUGCUCAAGGAGACUAAAUAUCAAGCUUCAUGUUGCGAGAUGAAUCGCUCAUCGUGACCUUCAAUUACAUAUUGACUAAUGCUGGUUUGGCGUCUACCUGCUCAUUCGAUUCGUCUGCAGGGCUGCGAUCUUCGGGAACUAGUUUGAGUCAAUCAAGCAGUCAAGCCUCAUUCAAGUUCCAUCCUUCCUCGUUUCAACCUAAGCACCGCAAAAUUCAACGAAAAUGAAGGUAUCUACCCUCGCAAUCCUCGGCGCCCUUGCGCUAGGCGUAUCUGCCACGCCUGUCAGCCAGAAUGAAGCGAGAGCAGGAUCCAAGUCAUUCAUGGGCUCAAAUUUGUACUUCCUCCCUGGAAUGUCCGACCAAGGUCAGGACGCGUACAUUGCGGACCUUGCCAACUAUGGAGCAAAGGUUGUGCGCGUGUGGGUGAAUCAGCAGUCUAGCGGAAGUUGUGAGAAGGGCAGCAAGCUCGCCGUUAGUGUUCCGCAGCUAGAGACCACGAUCGGCAAAUACAACAACCAGACCCUCGACGCUGUCGACAAGGUCGUCAGCAAGCUAGCCAAGAAGGGCAUCAAGGCUAUCAUCUCUCCCCACGAUGGAAAUUCGCUUAUCGGAGACUAUAGGAAGGACAUCUACUACAGUAAAUGGGGCAAGGACAACUUUUACACCUCGCAGGACGCCUUCGACGCGUACGACAAACGCAUCGACUACAUCCUGAACUACAAGGGAGCCACGUCGGGCCAGGUGUGGAAGGACUGGAGCGACGCCAUCAUGGCCUUCGACAUCCAGAACGAGCCCAUGUCGGCGGACACCUCGGUGUGCAAGAACAACGACCAGAAGGGCUGGCUCUGCGGGCGGGCCAAGAAGUUCCGCAGCGUGCUGGGCGCCGGCAACAAGAUCCAGAUCGCGACGGGCGGCGUCGGCGGCGACAUCUCGCACGACUGCAACUUCAUCAAGGCGGCCACGUCGUGCGCCGAGAUCGACCUCAUCGCCGUGCACCGCUACGGCGGCAGCGAGUCCGGCAACCCGAACCAGUGGUCCAACGGCGCGAAGCAGUGGGUCUCCGAGUCCGGCGGCAAGCUCGUCUUCGUCGAGGAAUGGGGCGUCAACACCGCUUCCACCAACCCCAAGACCGAGCUCCCCGCCCAGGCCAACGACAUCAACAAGGUCGGUAUCCCUAACCUGUACUGGCAGUUCCUGCCCAAGGCGACCUGCAGCUACGACCCUGCCAAGGACAGCGGCGACCAAUUUGGCAUUUACGUCGAGGGCGACACUGAUAUUGCUGCUGUUAUGAAGGGCGCGUCCAACGCCAAUGCUCUCCAGGACUGGUCCAAGGUUAUGGGUUAGAUUUGACGUUUGAUUGUCUAAAUUCUGUUAAAAUGGGUUGCUCGGAUCUUUAACUUAUUCGUCUCUGGAAACACAUGGGUUUUGAGGGGGUCCAUGAUGGGCUAUAUAUGUACAUAUAUCAUUUUUCAUUAUUUCGAAGUCUCUCGUUAAUAUAAUUACGUCUACC